AUGGUUGCCGAGGAGGACGACGGCGAUGUCGGACACUGGGCGCUUUCCUUACCAUCGUACAUGCACUUCACGUCGCCAAUCCGCCGCUACGCCGACAUCCUGGUUCACCGCAGGCUGGCCUUUAUUCUGGGCGCUCAGGGUGACCUGGAGUCCCAAAGCAGCCACGGCGCCUUUCUGGAGUCCCUGAAGGAAGCAGUCAUCAACUGCAACACCAAGAAGCGCGAUGCCCAAGAUGCGCAGAUGGAAGAGAUCCAGACUGUGCUCUCAGACUACGUCCAACGAAGCGGAGGCAUCGACGUGGACGACGCGGUCCUCACCCGCAUCCUUGUGCCUGUGGCGGCUCCCAAAGAGGAGUCCAAGGACGGGCAGCCGCUGUCCUUCCGCAAACGCCUGACCACUCGGGCGGCGAAGGAGGCCGUGGAGAUUUAUGUGCCGCUGGCGCAGUGUGCUCGCUCCAUGA
Messenger RNA from Symbiodinium necroappetens, 460 nucleotides. The record is from the annotation of a GenBank genome assembly. NCBI's taxonomy places the organism in Eukaryota, Dinophyceae, Suessiales, Symbiodiniaceae.